AUGUUGAUUCUUCAAACACGUAGUUCCAGAGAGUUCGCAUUAGCAUCGACGGUAAACCCCAAAGGUAGUCCAAGUAGUAGUGCUAAAGGUUUCGUUAGUUCCAGAUCAAGUAACAAUUGGGUGUUUUGGUAUUAUAAUGGCUCAGGAUACAACC
Ambispora gerdemannii is the source of this 154-nucleotide messenger RNA. The record is from the annotation of a GenBank genome assembly. Lineage: Eukaryota; Fungi; Glomeromycota; Glomeromycetes; Archaeosporales; Ambisporaceae.